Nycticebus coucang (slow loris) is the source of this 4103-nucleotide messenger RNA. RefSeq names its product chordin like 1 (gene CHRDL1). Bases 274 to 1854 code for a protein of 526 amino acids. Gene Ontology annotation, molecular function: protein binding. Lineage: Eukaryota; Metazoa; Chordata; Mammalia; Primates; Lorisidae. The transcript has 12 exons. The record is from RefSeq and is a predicted model, not a curated record.
GUCGCCGGCAGAGCCUCACACUUUCUCCUGAUUUUUAAACUUUCGGGUCGGGGGAGCAGGAAUAAAGCCGUUGUGCCGAGGCAGAGAAGGGGUGCGUGCCUGCAGCGGCUGCGUGCUUGCAGACUUCCCGCCAGCGCCGAGCGGCCGGCCUUUCGGGCCAAGUGGGGAGCAGGCAGGCGGGCGGGCAGGUGGCCCCGGGCCGCCGCGCCCGCGCCUUGGCUCUGCCCCCGGGAGCCGAGCGAGCCGCUGUUCCCUCGUGGUCUGAGGGCGGUGAUGUUUUUCCUCCCACCCACUUUUGAAUCCCCCCCUCCCCCUCGCGCGCACUCUAGCUCUCGCCACAACCUGCGAGCCCCAGACCUUAGAGGAGCGCCCCAGGGAGCUCGGAGCGCGUGCACGCGUGGCAGACGGAGGAGGCCAGUGCCCAGCUUGAGUACAUCGGGCCUUGAAGGUUUUCAGUUGCCUUUUGCAGUGGCCCACAUGAGAAAAAAGUGGAAAAUGGGAGGCAUGAAAUACACUUUUUCCUUGUUGUUCUUUCUUUUCCUAGAAGGAAGCAAAACAGAGCAAGUAAAACACUCAGAGACAUAUUGUUUGUUUCAAGACAAGAAGUACAGAGUGGGUGAGAGAUGGCAUCCUUACCUGGAACCUUAUGGGUUGGUUUACUGCGUGAACUGCAUCUGCUCAGAGAACGGGAAUGUGCUUUGCAGCCGAGUCAGAUGUCCAAACCUUCAUUGUCUCUCUCCCGUGCAUAUUCCUCAUCUGUGCUGUCCUCGCUGUCCAGAAGACUCCUUACCCCCAGUGAACAAUAAGGUGAUGAGCAAGUCGUGUGAGUACAAUGGGACCACUUACCAACACGGAGAGCUUUUUGUGGCUGAAGGGCUUUUUCAGAACCGGCAACCCAAUCAGUGUACCCAAUGCAGUUGUUCGGAGGGAAAUGUGUAUUGUGGUCUCAAGACUUGCCCCAAGUUAACCUGUGCAUUCCCAGUCUCCGUUCCAGAUUCCUGUUGCCGGGUGUGCAGAGGGGAUGGAGAACUGUCAUGGGAACAUUCUGAUGGUGAUAUCUUCCGGCAACCUGCCAACAGAGAAGCAAGACAUUCUUACCAUCGCUCUCACUAUGAUCCUCCCCCAAGCCGACAGGCUGGAGGUCUGCCCCGCUUUCCUGGGGCCAGAAGUCACCGGGGAGCUCUUAUGGAUUCCCAGCAAGCAUCGGGGACCAUUGUGCAAAUUGUCAUUAAUAACAAACACAAGCAUGGACAAGUGUGUGUUUCCAAUGGAAAGACCUAUUCCCAUGGCGAGUCCUGGCACCCAAAUCUCCGGGCAUUUGGCAUUGUGGAGUGUGUGUUGUGCACUUGUAAUGUCACCAAGCAAGAGUGUAAGAAAAUCCACUGCCCCAAUCGAUACCCAUGCAAAUAUCCUCAAAAAAUAGAUGGAAAGUGCUGCAAGGUGUGUCCAGGUAAAAAGGCAAAAGAAGAACUUCCAGGCCAAAGCUUUGACAACAAAGGCUACUUUUGCGGAGAAGAAACAAUGCCUGUGUAUGAGUCUGUGUUCAUGGAGGAUGGAGAAACUACCAGAAAAAUAGCACUGGAGACUGAGAGACCACCUCAGGUAGAGGUCCAUGUAUGGACCAUUCGAAAGGGCAUUCUUCAGCACUUUCAUAUUGAGAAGAUCUCCAAGAGGAUGUUUGAGGAGCUUCAUCACUUCAAGCUGGUGACCAGGACAACCCUGAGCCAGUGGAAGAUAUUCACCGAAGGAGAAGCUCAAAUCAGCCAGAUGUGUUCAAGUCGUGUGUGCAGAACAGAGCUUGAAGAUUUGGUCAAGGUUUUGUACCUGGAGAGAUCUGAAAAGGGCCACUGUUAAGUGAGACAGACAGUACUGGAUAGGGUAAAGCAAAAAAAAAAAAAAAAAUUCAAGCUGCAGCUGGACUGCAGGCUUAGUUUGCUUAAGUCAAUAGUGCCCUAAAACCCCAAACUCAAAUGCAGUCAGUUAUUCAUGCCAUGCACAGCAUAACUUGCUCAUUUAUGGGGAGUGGUGUGUCAGCCCUUGAGCAUCUCCUCCAAAAAGAGUAGAAGAGUCUUGAAUUCUUUGCAGGAGGGAGAUGGAUAGAACCCCAUAACACUGCUCUCUAGUUUCUUGGAGAAUCACAUUUCUUUACAGGUUAAAGACAAACAAAACCCUAGGGUUUCUAUUUAGAAAGUUAUUCAAACAAAAGAAAGAGAAGGGAAUUGCUUAGUAGGAGUUCUGGAAUAUAGAACAAUUAUUUGUAUGAAAUUAUACUCUUUGGAUUUUAGAAUGUCUUGUGUUUUAGAAAACAAUUGACUCCCCAUCCUCAUACACGCACCUACACAUGCACAACCACAUGCGCAUUAAACUACAGCCUCCAUUCUGAGGCAGAGCUUGCUGAGACCCUACUGCACUUUCCCUCUCUUGGCUCCCAAGUAAGUAGCUUGGAGGGUGUUGGUGCCCCAGAGAAUAGAUAAAGAAUGUGAGUAGAGGCUCUUCCCUUAGGUCUCUAAUGUAGCUAUUGACAUCACCAACUGGAGUGGUAAGGUGAAGAGUAAGAACAUCAUUUAAUGGCUUUAUUCACUUAUAAAUAUUCACUGAUAAUAACUUAUCCCUGAUGAUACCAAUUCUCUUUUCUCCCUAAACCUGUUGGGCCUCCAGAAAGAAGUGAGAAUUAAGUAAAAUCUUCAGAAACUGAAUCCAGAAAGACAAAGUAAGUGUUGAAAAAAAGAGUUGAUAGAGGUAAAAAAAAAAAAAAGGCCAUCUUUUUGUUUUCCCAUCAAAAAAAAUUCAUCAAUUAAUAGAUCAAUACUCACAAAUUUUCUUAAGGCCACAGUUGUCUAGCCAGAAAAGUAAGGUUAAAUGAUUCAAUUGUGGAAGCUCCUUAAAAGGGCAUUUUUCCUUCUUCUCCACUUAUAGGAGUGUCUCAGUCCUCACUAGCUUCUGCAGUGUGUUAAGAAAGUGAUUCUUCUUCUUAGGGAGCUAGGAAGUCUGAUAAAUAUCUUUCCGAAACCUUUCUACCAUCCUUGCCGUGUCCAUCGAACGUGAAUUUUAAUCAAGGAUUCUGGAGAAGGCUGCUCCUAAAAUGUCUACUUGCAGCCCAAUAGCAGAGCAUAAAUGAUCUAUUCUGAGGUCUGGCUUUAGACAUCAUCUUUGUGGGAAACUUCACAGCAAAGACAUCAAGUCUAUCUUCUAGAUUUGUCGUUCCUUCUGAGGGACAUGAAUGAACUCUAGUAAGUACUUAGAGGUAUUAAGGACCCAGAAAUCCCAUAUUUCCUGCUCCAGGACCAUAAGUGAGAGAACUUUUUAUUCCUUAGAGUGUUUGACACCAAUAGGGAAAAAUGUAAAAGGUCCAGUCUUUAUGGCAACCUGGUGUAAAGGAGUUGGUUCUCAUAAAAGCACACACGGGCCUUGUGGUCAGGAUUUCAUAAGCUAGGCCACUCACCAGGCCACCACACACAGUCUAGGAAGAGGGAGAUAGGACAUGCUGGGCAGAGCGUUAUUGUGUGUGCAAAGGGGGAGGGUUAAGCAGCUGCUGCCUGCCUCCCAGAGGUGGCAGUAUUUCCAUGAUGUGGAGACCCAUAACUGGACUCUGAAGCAAGGCAGUGAUUCCCCUUCUUGAUGAUUCACCCCAAAGCCUUCCCACCCAGGUGUUCUCUGAAAGCUCAGCCUUAAGGGAACACCCAGAGAGCUUCCCUAGAUAGACUCCUGCCCUAGGGUGCUGGGACACACCUUUCCAAAGUACUGCAGGAAGCAGGAGCCAGGGAGCUGUGUUCAGUCAGCAUAAAAACCUUCCAGUGUUUGGUGUGUAGGGAGUAGGACAUAGGGAAAAGAGGCCAAGCUGCCUGUAGUUAGUAGAGAAGAAUGGACGUGGUUCUUCUUGUGUAUUUAUUUGUAUCAUAAACACUUGGAACAACAAAAACCAUAAGCACCAUUUAGCAGUUGUAGCCAUCUUCUAGUUAACUCAUGUAAACAAGUAAGAGUAACCUAACAGUAUUACCCUUUCACUCUUCUCACAGGACAUGUACCUCAAUAUGGUACUUAUUUAUGUAGUCACUGUAUUUCUGGAUUUUUAAAUUAAUAAAAAAGUUAAUUUUGAAAAAUCA